AUGCCCAGGAGAAGGCAGAGAAGCAGUCGAGGGUCUUCCUCUCGUCGCUCCCGCACCUCCAGAGCGGGGCUGACAUUCUCUGUGAGCCUGGUGGAGCACCAUCUUCGGGAGGGCGGCUACGGACGGAGACUGAGCGAGAGUGUUUCUGUCUACCUGACUGCCAUCUUGGAGUUCCUGGCCCGCAGUCUGCUGGAUCUGGCAAGCAAUGAGGUCCAACGCCAAGACAACGAGAGGCUCAUCACACCGGAGCUGCUGGAUCUGGCUAUCUACAAUGAUGCACUCCUGAGUGAGCUGUUUCAGUUCAUCACCAUCUCCCACGUGACUCCAGGUCAAAGAAGUGGCCGUAGUCGUCUUCACUAG
This is a messenger RNA of Meriones unguiculatus (Mongolian gerbil), 360 nucleotides long. RefSeq names its product histone H2A-Bbd type 2/3-like. The coding region runs from base 1 to 360 and encodes 119 amino acids. Lineage: Eukaryota; Metazoa; Chordata; Mammalia; Rodentia; Muridae. The transcript has a single exon. The record is from RefSeq and is a predicted model, not a curated record. Gene Ontology annotation, cellular component: nucleosome. Gene Ontology annotation, molecular function: structural constituent of chromatin; DNA binding; protein heterodimerization activity.